CGAGGACGACCCGAGAGAAUGAACCCCCAUGUUCCCUAGGCUGUGCCAUACCCGAGCAUCCCCGACAACCCUCCCCACGCCCCCAGCUCCGCCCCAGCUCCUCCCCCAGAGGGUCGGGCAGGCGACGCAGGUUCUGACGCGGGCGGCGACGGCCAGCAGUCCCUGCCUCCAGCCCGUGCCCGAGCCAGGCCGGCAGCGCGGAGGCUGCGGUAGCGGUGGCCGCGGAGCUGGCCCUGUGGGGCCCCGGGGGGGAGGGGGUGCCGCGAAGCCCCGGCUGAGGCCGCCGCUGCCGGGCCUCCCUCCCCCCCGGAGGGCGCCAUGCGGGGGGGCCCGGGCGAAGCAGAGCGGCGGCAGCGCUGGGGUCGCCUCUUCGAGGAGCUGGACCGUAACAAGGACGGCCGCGUGGACGUGCAGGAGUUGCGCCAGGGGCUGGCCCGGCUGGGCGGGGGCGACCCGGACCGCGGCGCCCAACAGGGCCUCUCCCCAGAGGGUGGUGCUGACCCAGAUGGCGGGCUGGACCUUGAAGAGUUUACCCAAUACCUGCAGGAGCGGGAACAGCGCCUGCUGCUUCUUUUCCACAGUCUGGAUCGGAAUCAGGAUGGUCACAUUGAUGUCUCUGAGAUCCAGCAGAGUUUCCGAGCUCUGGGCAUUUCUAUCUCUCUGGAGCAGGCACAGAAAAUUCUACACAGCAUGGACCGUGAUGGCACUAUGACUAUCGACUGGCAGGAAUGGCGUGACCACUUCCUGUUGCAUUCAUUGGAGAAUAUGGAAGACGUGCUCUACUUCUGGAAGCAUUCCACGGUCCUGGACAUUGGCGAGUGCCUGACUAUCCCUGAUGAGUUUUCAGAGCAGGAGAAGCUGACCGGCAUGUGGUGGAAGCAGCUGGUGGCCGGUGCAGUGGCGGGCGCCGUGUCACGGACAGGCACAGCCCCUCUGGACCGCCUCAAGGUCUUCAUGCAGGUCCAUUCCUCCAAGACCAACCAGCUGAACAUCCUUGGGGGCCUACGGAACAUGAUCCAAGAGGGGGGCGUGCUCUCUCUAUGGCGUGGCAACGGGAUCAAUGUGCUCAAGAUUGCACCUGAGUCAGCUAUCAAGUUCAUGGCCUAUGAGCAGUUCAAGCGGGCCAUUCGGGGACAGCAGGAGACACUGCAUGUGCAGGAGCGCUUUGUGGCUGGAUCCUUGGCUGGUGCCACAGCCCAAACCAUCAUUUACCCCAUGGAGGUACUAAAGACACGGCUGACCCUUCGCCGGACGGGCCAGUACAAGGGGCUGUUGGACUGUGCAUGGCGGAUCAUGGAGCGAGAAGGGCCCCGUGCCUUCUACCAUGGCUACCUGCCCAACGUGCUGGGCAUCAUUCCCUAUGCGGGUAUCGACCUGGCCGUCUACGAGACCCUGAAGAACCGGUGGCUCCAGCAAUAUAGCCACGACUCGGCUGACCCGGGCAUCCUCGUGCUCCUGGCCUGUGGCACUGUCUCCAGCACUUGUGGCCAGAUAGCCAGUUACCCCCUGGCCCUGAUCCGGACCCGUAUGCAGGCCCAAGCCUCCAUCGAGGGCGCCCCCCAGCUCUCCAUGAUGGGUCUGCUCCGUCACAUCCUGUCCCAGGAGGGCAUACCAGGCCUCUACAGGGGCAUCGCCCCCAACUUCAUGAAGGUUAUCCCAGCUGUGAGCAUCUCCUAUGUGGUCUACGAGAACAUGAAGCAGGCUCUGGGGGUCACGUCCAGGUGAGGGACCCAGAGCCGCCCUCACUAAGAUUCCUCACCUCAAUCAUGAUGACCCCUACACCUCAACCACUGGAGACUAAUGGCCCAGCCAAUGGAUCCCACUCAAACCACAGGAUCCCUAUACUUCAUCCUCUGGGUUCUGCAUCCCACAUCCCACCUACUGGAUCCCAUGUUUCCCUGUCUCCCUUCCCCUCCCCGCACCCCCCACCCUGCCACACACACAAUGGGUCCUAGACCUCCAUGUCUUAACCACUGGAUCCCACACAACUCAUCUAAUGAAUCCUGAAACCCUAACCACAGGAGCACAUAUCCCUAUAUCUAAGCACCCAGACCCCAGCUCCCUCAGGCAAAAGAUCCAGUGUCCUCCUACAGCACUAGAUCACAGAUCCCCAGCCCCACUGGCAGAUUCCAGACCUCCACGCUCCAAUCCCUGGAUUCCCAAGCUUGGCCACUGGAUCCUGAAUAUUAAGAAACCUCAGCCACCAGCUCCUGGCCAUGUAAUGCCCAGAUCCUGGGGCCCCCACUACUGGAUCCUAGAUCCCCUCAUUCCAGCCAGUGGAUUCCUGACUCCCUU
Molecule: messenger RNA, 2295 nt
Organism: Eptesicus fuscus (big brown bat)
Lineage: Eukaryota; Metazoa; Chordata; Mammalia; Chiroptera; Vespertilionidae
Gene: SLC25A23
Product: solute carrier family 25 member 23
Exons: 11
Coding region: 319-1725 (468 amino acids)
Biological process (GO): transmembrane transport
Cellular component (GO): mitochondrial inner membrane
Molecular function (GO): ATP transmembrane transporter activity; calcium ion binding
Source: RefSeq, a predicted model, not a curated record